This is a messenger RNA of Trichechus manatus latirostris (Florida manatee), 859 nucleotides long. It is a transcript of the gene TMEM179B, whose product is annotated as transmembrane protein 179B. The transcript is spliced from 5 exons. Lineage: Eukaryota; Metazoa; Chordata; Mammalia; Sirenia; Trichechidae. The record is from RefSeq and is a predicted model, not a curated record. Bases 25 to 684 code for a protein of 219 amino acids.
UCGCUUCCUGGUGGCAAGGGCACCAUGGCGCUGCCCUGGCCGCAGCGCGUCGAGCUCGCGCUCUUCGUUGCCUGCUUCCUGUGCGGGGCCGUGGCGGCCGCGGCGCUGACCCGGACCCAGGGCUCCUUCAGUGGCCGCUGCCCCCUGUAUGGUGUGGCGGCCCUGAAUGGCUCCUCGCUGGCCUUAUCCCGUCCUUCGGCCCCAUCCCUGUGCUACUUUGUGGCUGGGGUCUCUGGCCUCCUGGCUCUUUACUGCCUCCUGCUUUUGCUCUUCUGGGUCUACAGCAGCUGCAUCGAAGACUCCCACAGAGGCCCGAUAGGGCUCCGCAUUGCACUGGCCAUUUCAGCUAUAGCCAUCUUCCUGGUACUAGUGACUGCGUGUAUUCUUCGAUUUGGCACCCGUUCUCUCUGCAACUCCAUCAUCUCCUUGAACAUUACAUCUAGCUGCCCAGAAGCCCAGAAAAUUUCAUGGACACCCCCGGGAACCGCCGUGCAGUUUUACUCCAAUCUACAUAAUGCUGAAAUCUCUUCGUGGGUGAAUCUGGUAUUGUGGUGUGUGGUCUUGGUGGGCCAGGUUAUGCAGUGGAAGUUGGAAGCCACCCCAUACCGGCCGCUGGAGAAGGGGGACCCCGAGUGGAGCUCUGAGACAGAUGCUCUCUUUGGGCCUCACCGUCCCCAUUCCUGAAGAGUAACCAGACUGUUUCCUGCAGCCCUGCCCAAGUGCCUGCAAUCUUCCUGCCCCCUUGCAGCCCCACUGAUGCCGGAAGCCUGUUUUCCUUCCACAAGGGAAACGUGGUGACAGCCACUUCUCGUCCUGUGGCUGUUUUUGUACCAAAAUAUUAAAUGACUUUCUUCCUUCA